Molecule: messenger RNA, 1341 nt
Organism: Athene cunicularia (burrowing owl)
Lineage: Eukaryota; Metazoa; Chordata; Aves; Strigiformes; Strigidae
Gene: SHLD1
Product: shieldin complex subunit 1
Exons: 4
Coding region: 475-1158 (227 amino acids)
Biological process (GO): regulation of double-strand break repair via nonhomologous end joining
Source: RefSeq, a predicted model, not a curated record
GGCUGGCUUACACCAGCCCGGUGGGGAGGCUGCCCUGUGUUGCUCUUGUUUCCCUUCGCUGCCAAGGAAGCGUUUUUUGAAAUAAUGCCUGUCUCUGCCUGCAGGAAAGGGGGAAAGAAAAGAGACUGGGAGGAAGAGAACGCCCUCUGCUUCGUCCCCCAAAUCCAGCUGAGCAGGGCAACUGGUAAGGCCAGCGCCUCACACCCACCGAGCCCAGUGCACACCCCAUGGUGUGCUGUUGACCCAGCGUGUUGGCACAGGACUGGCAGCGUGGAUUUGGGCAAUUCAUGGUAUUGGCGCAGUGCCGCUGGUCAAGGGUGGCCUGGAGGAAAAUCCAGUUUCCCUCCAGAAACAAGCUGGGAUUGACAAACCGUGAAGGAAGAAGGAGGGGAUCCUGAAGCAGUAGCAGACUAAUUGCUCCCAGACUUUGUCCAAGAGGACUGCUUCCGCCUCAGUGCUGUUCCCAGUGGGACCAUGGAAGGAAAAGAGAUGUCACCAAGUCAUCACUUGGAGGAGAGCAGCUUAUUGGAUCUGCCUUCUGUUUGUGACCUAGCAGAGCGCUUUCUGCCUCCACACAGCUCUGAAAACAGUGAGGAGUUUUUUCGUUCUGUGGAUUCUUUUCCCUUUCCGCCCACAGGAGAGAGCACUUUACCCUCUGCAGUUCCUUCAAGCUUUUCUGCUGGAGGCUCUGAGGAAGCAAAUGUGAGAUGUUAUCCAAAAGCAGGGCCGUGUGAGCCGACUGAACCUAACAACGCUGUGCUGUCAUGGAUGUAUGAACAAGAUAGUGCAGAAGAUACCAGCAUCAGGAAAUCUCUUGAUGGCUUCUACAAAAUGUAUUGCAAAAAACAGCCAGACAGGAUGGACCCCACCUAUGAGGCUGCAUCACGAUGUCUGUCACAGAAGCUUUCAGAGCUAGCAAACCAGGAUGGAACAAAAUAUGUGUCGCGUUGCCUGCAAAUGGCUCAGGUGAUCUUGAACAGAGAUGGGUGUAAGAUCUUGCCAAACCACCCCCCUACUGCUUGUUUUUCAAAGCCAGCUGAAGAAGAAGUCAUGUUGCAAUACAGAAAGAGAACACCUGGACUCUCAGAUGAUGUCCUGCGAUUCCUCUUGAAACAAACAUGGACAGAACAGAGCCCUGACGCUUCACAUGAGAAGUGAUCAAGACGCUGGUUUGUUUCCAUCAUUGGAGCUUUGCUUUCACUCUGAAAAGAAGUAACUUUCUUGAGAAGACACUGUUCCUCUUAGCACCACCUUCACCACCACAUAUUCUGUGGAGAGGUUCAUCUGGAGCAGGCCUUGCCACCUUGGCCUCUGCAGGGCAGCACCGCAUAAAGAGCAUCU